CGUUGCCAUGACGACGGUGGCUGGGUCAACGCAGACUCGGUUGGAAACUCUCCCUGCACUUUAAGGACCGUGCACUAUCGAGAGAUCCAUGGGCAGUAAGAAGAAAGAAAUUGCCCUGCAGGUCAACAUCAGCACACAGGAACUUUGGGAAGAAAUGCUCAGUUCCAAAGGACUUACUGUUGUUGAUGUCUAUCAAGGCUGGUGUGGCCCCUGCAAACCCGUGGUGAGCCUGUUCCAGAAGAUGAGGAUCGAGGCUGGCCUGGAUCUUCUGCAUUUUGCAUUAGCAGAGGCAGAUUGUCUUGAUGUCCUUGAAAAAUAUCGAGGGAGAUGUGAGCCGACCUUUCUGUUUUAUGCAGGAGGAGAACUGGUGGCUGUGGUGAGAGGAGCAAAUGCUCCACUGCUGCAGAAAACCAUCCUGGAUCAGCUUGAGGCUGAAAAGAAGGUGUUAUCUGAAGGCAGAGAACGGAGAGUGAUUAAAGAUGAGGCUCUUUGUGAUGAAGAUGAAUGUUUUUCUCAGGAAAAAGACAACAGUGAAGAUGAGGACGUGGCUUCCUCAGAGAAGAGCUGUACCUUGGCAAUCAUUAAACCAGACGCAGUGGUCCAUGGAAAGGCUGAUGAGAUUAUCAUGAAGAUCCAGGAGGCUGGGUUUGACAUUUUAACAAAUGAAGAGAGAACCAUGACAGAGGCAGAAAUGCGACUUUUCUACCAACACAGAGCUGGCGAGGAGGCAUUUGAGAAGCUGGUACAUCACAUGAGCAGUGGGCCCAGCCACCUCCUGAUCCUCACCAGGACUGAAGAUGCUGAGGACGUGGUCAGCGCCUGGCGAACCUUCAUGGGGCCCUGUGACCCCAUUGUGGCAAGGAGGGAGCAACCUAACAGCCUCCGGGCUCAAUAUGGCACAGAAAUGCCCUUCAAUGCCGUCCAUGGAAGUGAACGCCAAGAAGACGCCAGCCGAGAACUGGCAUUGCUCUUCCCCAGUUUUAAGUUUUCAGAGGAAGUUCCAAAAGCUACUCUGGAUAAGUCAGGCCACGAGGCCAAAACUAAGGACGAGGACUGAGAUGACUGUGCUGCUCUCCUUAUGCAUGGGACCAGGGCCGUGUCCA
This is a messenger RNA of Talpa occidentalis (Iberian mole), 1103 nucleotides long. Its product is annotated as thioredoxin domain-containing protein 6-like. The transcript is spliced from 12 exons. The coding region runs from base 89 to 1057 and encodes 322 amino acids. The record is from RefSeq and is a predicted model, not a curated record. Gene Ontology annotation, molecular function: nucleoside diphosphate kinase activity. NCBI's taxonomy places the organism in Eukaryota, Metazoa, Chordata, Mammalia, Eulipotyphla, Talpidae. Gene Ontology annotation, biological process: CTP biosynthetic process; GTP biosynthetic process; UTP biosynthetic process.